AUGAGUACCAUUAGCCACGCCAGCUUCAUUUCCCUUCCUACCCUCCCCCACAUCAUCACCGAGUGGUGUGCCCUGAUCCCGCUGACCGUCCACCUCGCCAGCUCACACGAUGAGUUCCAGGUGAUCGGCGACGCCUGCCUGCGCGGCAAAAUCCGUCUGGAUCUCAUGCCCAAACUCGGCCAGCUCAAGGGCGUGGGGAAACUGCUCUCGCUCGGGUCCGCCGUACUCGACCAAACAAGCAGCGCAGGCGUCGCCGGGUCGAUGACCGUGUGGGACGUGUCCUGGGGCAGCGUGUUUCAGUGUGCCAACGGCGCGGCGAGAGAAUUGCUUACAGCGUACGCCUUCCGAGGGAAGACUGAGAUCGUCGACGUCGAGACCACGGCGCCAGAGGCGGCCGGCAAUACGGGACACUCACAGACAAAGGUCGGCGGAGAGUCGGCGACCAAACCACCCAUCCCAAAGAACGUCGCCUUCUGCCGUCCGCAGGUGCUGCAUCUCGUCGAGUUACACUUCAACAAGACAUCCUCUGGCAGCACAGGCUCCACGACCUCCAGUGUUUGGGAGCAAUUAGUCACUGCAUUCAGUCAUGUCCUCAUCGCAGCACUGAUGAUACCGCUGGCGCUGUGCGGUGCCUAUGGGACGUGUGCUCUGCUUCUGUUGUCCCGUGUCAACGCCUUCGUCAGCCACCGCCUCCCCGUCCAACGACCGCCGGGCUACCUCGCAAACAACGAAUCGUACAAUUCCGUGUGCAUGCUGGUGGCACCGCACGACAAUGCGUCGUCAUGGUACCUCUACCGCGGCGACCGCGCCAUUAUCGACUGGCUGCUCAACAAGCCCAUGCUGGCCAUCAGCACACCACGAGCGUGCAGAUGGGUUUUCUGGUACUUCCAGCUGACGCACUACCUCCAGCUGUUGGCCAUGACCUACGUGGCUGCCCAGAAGGGCUGGGAUGGCUUGUUCCUGCUCAUCUUGAUGGUCGUCUCGCGUCUAGUUGGCUCUGAAGCCGCCACUAAGACGCCCUGGGCGGCUCGAUCGGGAGGAGCCGCUGCAACUUGGCUCCGGCAGAACAAUAUCGACGUCCAGACGAACACGUUUCGCAUGACGGGUCGGAUGCAGAUGAUUGGCGCUAUCGACCUGAUAAACAGCAUGGACCAGACUGAAGGCUCAACCCCAUCCUCCGCUUCCGCUACUCGACAGCAUCAUAAUAAUGGCCCCAGCGGGAUCAGCGGGGUUUCGACUUCGACAAGUUCCCCUGCCGUGAAGUCUGUGCAUCGAAAACAGGGCGCAAAUUGGAUGGACAGCAUCAUUCCACACUCUCCACGCCGCGAAGUCUGGCUGGACCGCUUGAGUACUACCGUGCUGGCCCAAAUGCAACAGCUGAGCCAUCCGAUCGUGAAACCGGACGUGGCAAUCCCUAGCACUAUCAACCAAAUCAUCAAACCUACGAAUACAUCGACGACCGCAUCUUCUCUUCCUCCCGACCCGGACAAUGUGCAACAGUCGAGCGCGCCGAACCCAAAACCAGGAGACGAACAACCACAAAGCUCAGGUGGCAAUCAAGUCACCAAGGGCACCUUGAACCAGGCACAGGAGCGUCUGAGCAGUUUGAUUUCUCGAGUAGAUGCACCACCGAUCAUCGCGGACAAGCCAUCAGGUCCAGAAGCUGGAGGGUCUGCCGUCGCCACAGCUUGUCUGAAUUUGAUGGAUGUCAAGUGGGUCGAUCAGAAUGCCCUGUGGGCCUGGGAGACGGCGCGGUGCAUAAUUCAAUCUUGCGCCGCAGCGUCGGCUGUAGCGCCUGGUCCCUCGCAGAGUCUGGCCAGUACACGAGUAGCCGUUGUCCAGGCUUAG
This is a messenger RNA of Fonsecaea erecta, 1848 nucleotides long. RefSeq lists its product as hypothetical. NCBI's taxonomy places the organism in Eukaryota, Fungi, Ascomycota, Eurotiomycetes, Chaetothyriales, Herpotrichiellaceae. The coding region runs from base 1 to 1848 and encodes 615 amino acids. The transcript has a single exon. The record is from RefSeq and is a predicted model, not a curated record.